AUGGUAGUAAUAGAAGAAUUUGGCAGCCUUGCGCCGAUUUACGACUCCCUCAAUUCCUCUCCUCAUCUGUCAUCAUUUUUGAUCAACUACCAUGAUCUAGACAUUCCGCAUUUAGAGGCGCGGAAAAUCAGAAGGAUCCACUCCAAAUACAUACAUAUUAAACGGCCUAGCCGACGCAAACGCAGGUCCAUUUUUUCCGGCAGUCAAUUCCGCAUUCCAUUCCAAGGUUCCAUCGCACCCCUCGCCGGCGUAUAUCCUCUCCGGUGUAUAUCCUCUCCGGUGUACAUCCUCUCCGGCGUACAUCCGCCCAUCAUGAAAUAUCGGUAA
This is a messenger RNA of Histoplasma capsulatum G186AR, 327 nucleotides long. RefSeq lists its product as uncharacterized. The record is from RefSeq and is a predicted model, not a curated record. The transcript is spliced from 3 exons. Bases 1 to 327 code for a protein of 108 amino acids. Lineage: Eukaryota; Fungi; Ascomycota; Eurotiomycetes; Onygenales; Ajellomycetaceae.